Messenger RNA from Spirodela intermedia, 3454 nucleotides. The record is from the annotation of a GenBank genome assembly. NCBI's taxonomy places the organism in Eukaryota, Viridiplantae, Streptophyta, Magnoliopsida, Alismatales, Araceae.
AUGGCUUCUGCGGAGGACGUUGCCCCCUCUGGGGGCUUGGCCCUGCCGAUGCCUUUUGUGAGCUUCCUCGAGGAGAACGACGUCGACCCUUCUAUUUACUCCGCCGAGAGCUCCGUCCCCCGCUACGUCAGGUUUGGGGGAGCUGUUCCUUUCUUUCCUGCAUCUCAACUGCUUGCUUAAUUGCCCGUUCGACUCACCGAAUUCGUAAGGAGUCUCGCUCGAUGAUGUUUAGAGUCCGCAGUGGUGACGGGCCUGCGCAGUGGUCCUUUGUUUGAGAGCGGCGGAGACGUUCUCUUCUCGACAGUCUGGAACUCUGCUUGCCCCUGCUCUCAAUGAUGGAUGCUUUCUCAUUUGCUCUGAAGGGUAAAACCAGGUUGCCAGCUUGACCUCUCCGACCUCGAAGACGAGCUCCAGUGCAGAUUGGAUAGCACUGUCUGGUUGGAGGGAUUCUUUGCUAUCCCACCUCAGGUUCAAAUUGCUAGAUCAGAUGCGUACAGAAAGGGGAAGGUGACCCAUCUUUCUCGUAUGCCUCGUCCCUUUGUUGAGGCUGUGUGUUCUUCACAUGCCGAUAUCUCCUGCAGAACUCUCCUUCUUUCCUCUAAUUUUACGUUGGGUAUGGUCACUUAGAUCUAUGGAAUGGAUGCUGCAUCGGGAGCUGCUGUUGUAGCUCUGAACGUCUUGCAAGGGGAUCAUGUUCUCGAUCUCUGUGCCGCGCCAGGUGAUAUGCGCGCAUGCAUUCUCCCUCUCAUGUUGACUUCCUUCAGCUCCACCAAUUUAUCCAUUUUCGAAACGUGGGAUUCUUCUCUUGACCUGAAUUUCGUGUGUCAAUGAAUGACGAAGUAACCAUAGUCAAUAUGCAUAAUCUGUAUUGGGCUGGGUCUCUUGAAUCGUUUCCCUUCAUUAUUUCUUCACCAAAGCGUCAACUUUAGUUGAUCUUAACCUCUUCUGAGUACUGCUCAUUUACAUUUUUCCUCCCCGGUUGAGCUUCAGGGGCUAAGCUCUGCAUGAUCUCCGACCUGCUUGGCGGCUCGGGGACAAUCACUGGUGUGGAUGCAGCAAGACAUCGGUUGAACGUCUGCCGUUCGAUGCUGCUCAAGUACUCAUUGGGAGACAACUGCCGGCUGUUCUUCGCUGAUGGAACCUCCUUCUCCUUCUCCCCAAUGCCCUCUCGAGUUGACCACAGAUCAUGUAAGGGGAACUGUUUUCAAUCUUGAUGUUUUCCUGCUUGAUUCUAUCAUUUUAGUGAAAACCCUCAUUCUGAUUGACUUGGGAGACCUCUUUUGACCUUUUGAAACCUCUCAGGUUCGACAGAGAGUGAAGGGAUGACCGAAGUUUUCGAAGAAUGGUCUUCCAGAAGAACAUGGAAGGAGAGGAAAAAUGCGAAAAGGUCAACGAAGACCUGCCUAGCUUCUCCAGCUGAUGCGCCGGAGCUGAUCUUUUAUGGUAGGCUGGCAGGGGUUGUCGGUCACAGUAAAAGCGAGAUUUUCAAGCCAAGAAACGAAAGUGAGAUGUCCAUUUCUGGGUAUGACAAGGUACAUCUAAUGAACUACUACUGAUGCGUUUGAUGUUCUAUGGAUGCGUUUCACUACCUUCCUAUGUUAGGAGAUCAAAAUAUUUAUAACAAUCUGAUUAAAUUAUCACAACUUUCACUAAAUUAAAACGAGGGACGUUCUAGGAAGCGCACCUGCUUAAAAAAAUUCCUAUAACAACUGUAACCUUGAAAUUUUGUAACUGGUGUGCCCUCUCUACUUAUCCUUGAACUGAACUGUGGUGUCUCUUUGAUUUUUUUUAUUUUCUGAAGAUUCUUCUUUCAAUCUGAUUGAUUCACAAGGAUUCGGGCGAAACUGCUCUGACAUGUUCCAAUUUGUUGGUUCUUAUUUCCAAACCAUCACGAAAGUUGAUAAGCUAGAUACACUAAAUGACUUGGGGAUUCAACCCAAGUUAUUAAUCCUCAUCAGAAAAAAAAAAAAAACUUAAACCCUCCUAGAUGAUAUCAAAGUGUCCAAUCAUUUCCGGAGAUCAAGAUAUAGGGUACAAGUGGCAGGAUGUGGUUCUUUAUGAGGCGUGGUAUCUGUACAUUCUUUCAAAACACAGCUCUUCAGCUUAUAGCUUUACAGAAUCUAAGCUAACUGGACCGCUUGAUCCUCGGACAUAAUCAGUCCUCCUGAUUACUACUUUAGACCUACUGGGAUGGUUCACUCACCAUGUGAUUCAAGAACUUCCACUCUGGCCUUCUGGGUAGGUUCUUGUUGAUUCGGAAUGCACUCAUGAUGGGUCGGUUAAACACAUUCAAAAGUUUGAGCGAUGGGGUUGGGAAACUCUCCAGCGUCGAGUGUUAGAUGCACCAAGAACAGAUAACUUGACGCAACUCCAGGUAAUUUAAUUCAUAUUCGUUUCUAGUAACAGGAGUUUAGGCCAAGAUGAUUUUAACAUGUGCCUCUUGUUUUCGGCUGCAGUUGAGGCUUCUUACCAAUGGCUUCAGAUUGUUAAAAGCUGGUGGGUCGCUGGUGUACAGUACUUGCAGGUGAGAUCAAUCCCUUGCAUCCUGCUGCCACUCUGAUCCAUCACUGCCGCUUCCAAGCCCUUAGAUACUUUUGCUUUUUUAAUCAGCCUAACAGUCGCCCAGAAUGAGGAUGUGGUGGAGCGAUUCCUCUCGGAGAAUCCGUCUGCUGGUAAUUUCCCAGAUUCAGUGAUCAGGAUUCGUCAUGCAUUUCAUUCGUAUAAGUUGUUGCUACAUGUUAAUCCUUCAGUUGUCAUUAGUUCGAUAGUGAAAAAUGAUUCGGCUGAGGGUGGGGUCUGUGGUAAGAUCCAUUCAUGAGAUGGAGCAGUGAACAUUCUUUAUCAGAUUGGAUGUAGACUGUUUGCCCAGGAGAACAUAAAGGUCAACAAAGGCAAUAAAUAGCAAAAAAUACCAUAAAAAGAAAAAGUCAACCGUGGUACCUUAGUUUCAUCAAUAGUUCUCCAAAGUUGGAUCGACAAAUCUAUAAAUUUGGGAUUUUUCCACACAUUGAGACUAGAAGGAUAAAUCAAUUCACUUCUGUUAUGUACUGAAUCUAAAGAUCUUAUUCGCAUGAUUAUGACUCUUACAUGGAAAGAACAAAAAAGUCAAGCAAGGCAAUCGGUCGGAAAAAUAAAAUAAAAUAAAAAAAGUCAACAGUGCUUCCUUAGCUUCAUCCAGAGUCUCCAAAAUUUGUAUAGACAGGCCUGAAUUUGUUUUUAUCCUUGUAUGAUGCUGAGACUUCAGUAUAUGAAGAAAAAAAUCUAUGCUGUAGAGCUUAGUUUGAGAUUAUUGCCUGAGAAUUGUCAAUUUGGCCUUGUAGAUCUACAAGACGUUGAUGCUGCCAAGAACUGGCCUUGCAGGAGCGGAAAGAUCCUGAAAACCUUACGCUUCGAUCCUUCAACGUCAAGUACAAGUGGACUUUUCAUUGCGAAAAUCAUGAAGAUGCCUUGCUAG